GCCUUGAAUGCACUAAAUGUUUGGAGUUUCUGUUUAUCGCCCUUUUUCUUUCCCGUUCAUUUGGGAGGCCAAACCACUAUGCAUCCUAUGCCAUGAAACAGAACACUGAAAAAAGAUAAGGAAACACAGAUAUAGCUCUAAAAUGAGCUGCUCUUUAAGCUUCCAUAUCCCCAAGGCUUUGCCUUCUCUAUCUCCUCAUCGCAGAAAAGCUCCUUUCUAUAUUUCAUCUAAAUACAAGCCAGUCCACAAUUCCAAGCUUGAUAAGAAAGUCUCAAGCAUCAGGAGAAGUCCUGAAGGCUACAAUGAUGUCAAGAAGUUCAGCUUGGCAGUUCAACUUGGUGCAUUUUUUGCCACUGUCGAGCAGUCAGCAUUAGCAGUUACUGGAGUGAAUAAUGAGGAGGAUUUGACAUGGGUUUUAAUACAAUCAGCAAUUGUUGCCUUUUGGUAUUUCCUCAUCAUGCCACCUAUUAUCAUGAAUUGGAUGAGAGUAAGAUGGUACAGGAGAAAGCUCUUUGAAAUGUACUUACAGUUCAUGUUUACCUUCAUUUUCUUUCCAGGGAUACUACUUUGGGCACCAUUUCUGAACUUCAGGAAAUUUCCAAGGGAUCCAUCCAUGAAGUACCCAUGGUCUACACCUGAAAAUCCUUCGCAAAUUAAAAAUGAUUAUGCCAAGUUCCCUUACGCUACACCUGAAGAUUAUGACUAAAAAAUGCUGAGAUUUCUUUAGGCCCUCGCCGAGCUUCUUGGUAUUAUGUACCCUGAUGUAAUCUGUUUUAUGUAAAUCUAACACUAUCUUUUCAACAACAGAUUGUUGUGGCCCA
Messenger RNA from Ricinus communis (castor bean), 821 nucleotides. RefSeq names its product NAD(P)H-quinone oxidoreductase subunit L, chloroplastic. The record is from RefSeq and is a predicted model, not a curated record. Gene Ontology annotation, molecular function: oxidoreductase activity, acting on NAD(P)H, quinone or similar compound as acceptor. The coding region runs from base 143 to 706 and encodes 187 amino acids. The transcript has 5 exons. NCBI's taxonomy places the organism in Eukaryota, Viridiplantae, Streptophyta, Magnoliopsida, Malpighiales, Euphorbiaceae.